GUUGAAGACUAUAAUUCAUUUGUAGUUUGUAGUUUAUAUCUUUCACCUCAAUUCUCUUCGUUCUAAGUCUAUUUCUUACGUUUUUCCUUCGAUUAUUACGAUAAACACGCUACAUGAAAGUUCUCACCGGAGAAAUCUACGUAACAAUUGGUAUCAGAGCCUGGUUGCUCAACGAUAGAAUCCGGGAAGAUGACGCUUAAGAAGUCAAUGCAAGCUUCAUAUGCAUCCGAACAACCUGUGAAGUACAGAUAUCUCCAAUGAAUGAACACGUAUAAUAGUUGUAGUGCAGUGGUAAAACUCCAAGCUUGUUAAUGGGAGGUUGCAUGUUUGAACCUUGUCUUCUGCAUCCCUACCUUUUUUUCACCUUUUUAAUUUAAUUAAUUUUAACAGCUCUCAUGCUCCACAAAAGCGAGAACAAAGCCCUAAAUGGCUAAAUCCCAAUUCAUUUUUGGGAAACAGAGUUCUUCCUCGCGCGCAGGGCUUUCCCCCAAAAUUCUCCCGCCUCGUCAUCCCUCUUCAUCUCCGUUCACUCGUCGGGACUCCAGACCCGACUUCUUCGGCCAACCGGAGAUCAUAGUCACCCGUUCCGUCGCCGUUGUUGUUGCCGUCGGGCCUCAAGACUCAGCUUCUUCGCCCGAUCACCAUCUCAUCUCCGUCCGUUCUCUACUCGCUAUCACAGAGUCGUCGACGGAUGUCACCUCCGUCCAUGCUUCUUUGCCCCUAAAGGUCGUCCAUUGAGAGUACGUUUACUGCUCCCUCUAGUUUAUGCAGCUCCAAUUCUGAUUUUCGGUGGUUUGUGGAAUUGAUAGGUUUUUUAUGUGUAAUUGGGUUUUCAGUUUGGUAAUUGAGUAUUGGAUUGACCAUUGAUUAAUUUAGUGGAUGCUGAACUGAAAUUGGAGAAUGAAUAUAAAGCCUUCGAUGAUGCUAAUGCUAUUUGCAGUCUUGCAUAAAAGUAUUAUCCUUUGGAUUUUUCUGAAAAAGAAAUAGAUAGAUUGGCAUUCCAGUUGAGGAUUUUUCAUGCUCUUGCACAUCCUACUUUGGCGAAUCUAUCAUCUGUUGCUGAACUGUGUCGUGGUUUAGCCGAGUCCGGGAAGUCAAAGGACAUCGAUCUUGUUGAUCGCCUGAUUCGUCUUGUUUUGACUCUUCCAGUCUCUACUGCUAGUGGGGAACGAGCUUUUUCUGCCAUGAAGUUAGUGAAGACCAAACUGCGCAACAAAAUGGGUGAUGAUUUUCUAGCUGUUGGUCUUAUUAUUUAUAUUGAACGUGAUAUAGUGGACACUUUUAGUUUAGAUGAUAUUUGGAGUGAUUUUAUUGAUCUCAAAGAGCGACGUGUACGUUUAAGAUAAUAAAUAAAUAAUAUUAAUAUAUUUUAUAUUAUUACUAUUAUUUUAUUGGUAUGUUUGGAAAUUUUGUUUUUGGCCCCCCGUAUUUAGAAUCCUGGCUUCGCCCCUGGCCUAGCUUGACAUAACUAAUUCCAGUACCAGACAGAUCAGUGAACCGACAUUUGUUGUAUGUCAUGUGGUUACUGCAACCAGAGUCAAGAAACCAGCAACCCUCAUAAUAGGUUACUUGCUGCAUUUCCUCAGUCACAACCAUCAGUAAUACAUCUUCUUUCAUGUCCAAUGGAUCAGAGAAAUGAGCUUGCUAGUUGUACCAGUUUGACAUUCACUUCUAAAUUGCCCCAGUUUGUGGCACUUGAAACAUUCCACAAAAUCUCUAUUCAAAUCCCCUUCCAUUCCUGCCUCUUCCACGACUAGGAUAAAAUCUAGAUUCUUCA
Linum trigynum is the source of this 1777-nucleotide messenger RNA. Lineage: Eukaryota; Viridiplantae; Streptophyta; Magnoliopsida; Malpighiales; Linaceae. The record is from the annotation of a GenBank genome assembly.